Molecule: messenger RNA, 793 nt
Organism: Bufo bufo (common toad)
Lineage: Eukaryota; Metazoa; Chordata; Amphibia; Anura; Bufonidae
Product: heme-binding protein 2-like
Exons: 4
Coding region: 119-793 (224 amino acids)
Cellular component (GO): cytoplasm
Source: RefSeq, a predicted model, not a curated record
CAGGUGAGGGUGAUCGGACAUAACUCCAGGCUUUACCUUGCUGAUUGGGAACGUUCUCUGCUCCACCCAUAUCCACCUCCUAUAUCAGCAGCUGAGCUCCCCUCAGACACAUCCAGACAUGGAGGUGAGGAGAAGACUUCUGCUGGGGCUGCUCUCUGUACUGGGGAUUGCAGUACAAGCGUCUGAUGUCUCCAGUCAGAACCAGUUGCCUUCAUUUUGUCACAACUAUGACUGUCCAAAGUACCAGCUGGUGAAAGAAUAUGCUGAUUUUGAACUUCGUCGCUAUGAGGAAACUCAUUGGGUGACAACUUCACUAAAACAGGACCCUUUUAACAUGGGGAUGGUGACUAGCUUCAGUCGUCUGUUUAUGUAUAUCAAUGGGAAGAAUGCUGAAGGGCUGAAGAUGAAUAGGACAGUACCGGUGAUGGUAUACAUGCCAUUAAAGCAACCACUUGCUGGUAGUGCCACUAUGUCCUUCUUUGUGCCACAUGAAGUGAAGAAACCUCCGACACCUACAGACCCUGAAGUUUACCUGGAUACAUAUCCUGCUUUUUCUCUAUAUGUUAAGACUUUUGGAGGAUAUGCCUCUAACGCUAUGUAUGUCGAGCAAGCUAAAGCCCUAGCACAGAACCUGGCUGCCCUUGGUCUGCAGUUUGAUUAUACAUACUUUGUACGUGCUGGCUACAAUUCUCCUUUAGAAUUUUUCGGGCGCCACAAUGAGGUGUGGUACAUGGCAAAGUCCCCUCAGCAGUGGGAAUUUCUUGAUCUUUCUGCUGCUCAGCCCUGGAUGUGA